UGGCCCUUCGCACAGUGCCAGCUGCUACGGUGGUGUUCGCAUACACCGUUAAGAGCAAAACCGGGCAUACUAUAGUGAAUGCGUCUUUUCCCAAGUAACAGUUUCAUUGUAGUCUUCGUCUUUAUGAGACUUGCCAACUCAUAUGACUGAGGUGAAAUGUCCUGUGGGUGUCUUGUUUGCCAUUCUCCUCCAUGAACAAGUACUGGGAACACUGAAUCCUUGGAAAGAUACGAACACAGACAUGCAAGCACUUUCUUCCUGUGCAUCCAACGGUUUCUGCAAAUGUCUGUAAGGAAAGUAACAACUGUAACAGCAGGCUCAGGACCAGUUUACUGAGGUAGUUUUUUUUGGGUGAAACCUCUCCCCAAUCUCUUGGUCGCUUUGUAAAUCACAGUGAUGCCGCCUCCAUCUGACAUUGUGAAAGUGGCUAUCGAAUGGCCAGGCGCUAAUGCCCAGCUAAUUGAGAUUGAUCAGAAAAAGCCCCUUUCUUCAAUUAUCCGAGAAGUCUGUGAUGGCUGGUCUCUUUCGGGUUCUGAUCAGUUUGCUCUGCGUUAUGCGGAUGGCCCACAGCUGUACAUCACUGAACAGAACCGCAGUGAGAUAAAGAAUGGGACUAUCCUUCGUCUGGCAAUUUCACCUGCGCGUGCAGCCCGACAACUCUUGGAGAGGGUGCAGUCUCAUGGAAUGGACGCUCGACUGGAGGCACUGAAGGAGCUCGCUAAGCUGUCGGCGGACAUUACGUUCGCCACUGAAUUCAUUAACAUAGAGGGCAUCGCGGUGCUGGCGCGGCUAGUCGAAAGUGGCACGCACUUUGGGGAGAUGCUGGCUUUUACUCUGACGGCUUUUCUGGAAUUAAUGGACCAUGGGAUUGUGUCCUGGGACCUCAUUUCAUUUUCCUUCAUAAAACAGAUCUCCAACUAUGUCAAUCAGCCAAUGGUGGAUGUGUCAAUCCUGCAACGCUCACUAGCCAUUCUAGAAAGCAUGGUUCUUAACAGCCAAACCCUAUAUCAAAGAGUAGCACAUGAGACUACUGUGGGUCAGCUCAUUGCACAUCUGCAAGUUUCAAACCAAGAAAUUCAGACCUAUGCCAUAGCGCUCAUCAAUGCCCUUUUUCUGAAAGCUCCUGAGGACAGAAGGCAGGAGGAGCCCACUAACCCACUAGACCUGCCGCUCACUGAAAUGGCUAAUACCUUAGCACAGAAACAUCUACGGUCCAUUAUACUAAAUCAUGUAAUUCGUGGAAAUCGACCAAUCAAAGCAGAGAUGGCUCAUCAAUUGUAUGUGUUGCAAGUGUUGACUUUUAAUCUCUUGGAGGAGAGGAUGAUGACCAAAAUGGAUCCCAGUGACCAGGGUCAAAGGGACAUUAUCUUCGAGUUACGUAGAAUUGCCUUUGAUGCGGAUUCUGAUCCAAACAGCAGUACUGAGAAACGAAAGGCCAUGUACACCAAGGACUACAAAAUGCUGGGAUUCACAAAUCACAUAAAUCCAGCUAUGGAUUUCACACAAACUCCACCAGGAAUGCUUGCCUUGGAUAACAUGCUGUAUCUUGCCAAAGUACAUCAGGACACUUACAUUCGGAUUGUUCUAGAGAACAGCAGCCGUGAGGACAAACACGAGUGCCCAUUCGGACGCUGUGCUAUUGAAUUGACUAAGACACUUUGUGAAAUUCUUCAGGUUGGAGAGCUACCUAAUGAGGGAUGCAAUGAUUACCAUCCAAUGUUCUUUACUCAUGAUCGUGCCUGGGAGGAAUUCUUCUGUAUUUGCAUUCAACUUCUCAACAAAACAUGGAAGGAGAUGAGAGCUACAUCUGAGGAUUUCAACAAGGUGAUGCAAGUUGUGAGAGAACAGAUCACACGGGCUUUGGGAAUGAAACCAAAUUCUCUUGACCAGUUUAAGAGUAAGCUCCGUGGGUUGAGCUACUCUGAGAUCCUGAGGCUGAGACAAUCUGAACGAAUGAGUCAAGAUGAUUUCCAGUCACCUCCUAUUAUAGAACUACGGGAGAGGAUCCAGCCUGAGAUCCUAGAGCUUAUCAAGCAGCAACGUCUAAACAGGUUAUGUGAAGGAAGCUGCUUCCGGAAAAUAGGGAAUAGGAGGAGACAAGAAAAAUUUUGGUUCUGCCGUUUGUCACUAAACCAUAAGGUUCUUCAUUAUGGUGACCUGGAAGAACCACCACAGGGAGAAGUUCCCUUUGAAUCAUUGUCUGAAAAAAUUCCAGUUGCAGAUAUCAAAUCAGUAGUAACUGGGAAGGACUGUCCUCAUAUGAAAGAGAAGAGUGCUCUUAAGCAGAACAAGGAGGUGCUAGAACUUGCUUUUUCUAUUCUCCACGACCCAGAUGAGGCUUUGAAUUUCAUUGCACCAAACAAGUAUGAGUACUGUAUCUGGACUGAUGGACUAAGUGCACUUCUGGGCCGAGAGAUGAGCAGUGAGCUGACUCGCAGUGACCUUGAUACUCUUCUUAGUAUGGAGAUGAAACUUCGACUUCUUGACCUAGAAAACAUUCAGAUCCCUGAAGCACCUCCUCCAAUCCCAAAGGAGCCAAGCACCUAUAAUUUUGUUUACCACUAUGGCUGACAUGACACAAAGAGCAGGAGACAGAUUGAAUGAAGGACAGCAAAGGAUGAAAGGGUAAAGAAGAAGACAAGGAAGCACAGUGAGACUUAAGAACAGACCUCAUCUGAAGAUAAAAGAAAAAGAAGACGAUGGAAUAGAGAACUCAGACCUUAAUAAACUGGAAUUUUCAAAGCCCUAAGCCAUGAAAGUUGUUGCCCAGCAUGGAAAUACGGCACUGCCUCCAGGCCGGAAAAGCAAUCGGGUUGCCACCAAUAAGCAACAGGGCCCAAAUUUAGUGAAAACUGUCUCGAUUUCCGAGAGACAAAAGGGAGAAUUGAGAGAGAUCUGGGGAAAACCAAUUUGACUUCAGUUGGGAGUCAGGAUAUGGGAAUAUUGGGAGGUUCCCACCAGCACCAAACUGAUCUUAGUGUAAAUGCCUAAUGAUACAUCUCCAAAUUUGGAAAGGCUACACCCCCCAUCUAACUUAGCACGAAUUAAGGUGGAAUGUCUAAUGGAAAGUUUUUUACCAUUCCAAAGAGGGUAACAAAAUUAAAUCGGGGGGCAAUGUUCGUUUUAAUAAUAACCAAUCGGGACCUGAACGAUUGGGGCAAAGAGGACCAGGAGAAGAGAGAGACGUUAGCACCCCUGAAGAUACGUUUAUAAUUUAAUGAGGUAAUGUUAUGGAGAGACACAGAGACAGACAGUUAGGAGUACAUGCUGAUAUAGCACAUUGC
Messenger RNA from Polypterus senegalus (gray bichir), 3284 nucleotides. RefSeq names its product engulfment and cell motility 2 (gene elmo2). Lineage: Eukaryota; Metazoa; Chordata; Cladistia; Polypteriformes; Polypteridae. Bases 397 to 2571 code for a protein of 724 amino acids. The record is from RefSeq and is a predicted model, not a curated record. The transcript is spliced from 26 exons. Gene Ontology annotation, biological process: actin filament organization; cell motility.